AUGGAGUCUGAAAGGUUAUAUGAGUGGUCCAAUGCUUAUUAUAACCGCGUCUGCUCUUCGGACGAAUCGACGAAUACGGAAACGGAAAUCAAUUUGGCGGUCCGCGCAGAUAAGAUUUACAGACGAGCCCAGGAAGUGUACCGAAAAACGGAAACGCUGAAUUUAUCGGCUGGUGCCGAUGACAAAAAUGAUUUCUAUGACAUCCAGUCCACGCCGUGUUACUCAGAAUUGUCUUUUGAACAUUUGACAAAACUUCCGGCGAACGUUCCGGAACGCGAACAUAGAGUAUUAGUUGUGGUUUUACUAUCGAUCACAUUCUUCUUACAGAUGUUUUCGCGCGACUUUUGUGUACCGUUUUUUGAACCGACUUCAAUUGUCCUAUCACAAGGAUUUCAGACUCCGUUAUCGCUGUUCCCUAUUUGGAACAUAGUCGUCGGCGUAUUGUUAACGAUUCCAGCUUGCGUGGGCAUUAACAAGUAUGGUAUCCGGACCUGUCUGUUGUGUUCUUGUGCAUUGUCGUCGUUUGGAGUGGGUAUACGGUGUCUGUCAACAAUCGGCGAUUCGACUUUUGUGUUGCACGUGUCUGCCGUGUUUCUGUCGAGUGCUUCGGUCGUCGUAAAACCUUUGACGGUCACCGUGUCCACUUGUUGUUUCCUGACCGGCGAAAGAAACACGGCAACAGGAUUUCUGACUUGUGCUUCGGCGGCCGGCGCGGCGGCCGGUCUCCUAGUGACAACGGUCUUACGACAAGAACAGCCGUAUCCUCAGCCCGCAGUAACAAGUGAAGAUAUGCGCAUCAAUAAUAUCAUUAUCUUAUAUCUGUCCUUUGUUGCUAACCUUGUUUGCCUGCUAUUCGCAUACUUCGUGUUCCCGCACGAACCCAGAAAGAGGAAACACUGCGAUCAAUCGACGGAAACCAAGCAAAAAUGCGAUGUACCAUCCACAUCGUUUCUGUUGCAGACAGUUUUCAAGUCGAUACAAAACUCCGAUCUGGUCUACGUCGCUCUUUCGUACGCGUGUUCCAAUGCGCUCUCUUGGCCUUGGUAUCAAAUGAUCGACAUCACGUAUUCUAAAGUCGGCUUUCCUCAGACUGUUGGUAAGGAUUGCCGAUUGUGGAUGAUCAUUCACACGUGCGUACUAUCGUUGUCCGUUUGCUGGUUGGCCGAUCGGAUAGUGGGAUCCAGCAAGCUUCUUGGGAUUUUGUGCCACUGUCUCGCCACGAUAUUUAUGCUGUGGGUCGUGUUGGCGUUGUGUGUCAAAAGUCUACGUAGGAGAACGAAUUCCCUGGUGUUUGGCGUCAUGUUUGCGUUUCCGUUGUCGUGGACCACGCAGGGUUUACUAUAUGAACUGGCCGCGGACUAUGCACAUCCGCUGCCGGAAAGCAUGGCCGUUGGUCUUAUCUGCCUGUUGGAAACGUCGUGCGAAAGUUGCAUGUACUUCAUACUGUAUGCUUUCCCCAAAUUCCAUUUGUACUGGUUGCAUGUGUUCACGUUCAUAGCUGGAUUAUUGAGUGUCGUAUUUAUCAUAUUAAUAAAGGGGAAAAAAUUUGAUAGAUAUUAUAAUUAA
Rhopalosiphum maidis (corn leaf aphid) is the source of this 1566-nucleotide messenger RNA. RefSeq lists its product as uncharacterized. Gene Ontology annotation, biological process: transmembrane transport. The record is from RefSeq and is a predicted model, not a curated record. Gene Ontology annotation, molecular function: transmembrane transporter activity. The transcript is spliced from 11 exons. Lineage: Eukaryota; Metazoa; Arthropoda; Insecta; Hemiptera; Aphididae. Bases 1 to 1566 code for a protein of 521 amino acids. Gene Ontology annotation, cellular component: membrane.